CUCAGUUACUACGAUUGAAAAAUACCCGACCUACAGAAAACGUCAAUAUGGGCUGCGUGUGCACUGUCCGCCAUUACCGCUCGUGAAAAGCUGGAAAGAAAUCCGUGAAUAGCUAAACAACCCAUAAUUGAAAUUUACUACACCGCAUGCCAACAUUAACCCGAUUUCUUUAUUUUUGCGAAAUACGUCUGUUUGAAAACCCACGCUAGGAACCCCUAAAUUUGUAUAACCCUAUGCUAGCGUGUACUUCAAAAGCUGUCCAACGAAGCAGAAUCAAAACAAAUCAAGUGCAUUUUUGUUAUGGAUCGAAAUCUAAAUACCUUAACUAAAGGAAACUCCCUACAGCAAAGGUAAAAUGCUGAAAACGGUAGACAAGUGUCCCGGUUUGUACUGUGGUCGAUCUUUGCUGGAGAACUCGUCGCUUAGUGAGUGCGGAGCAUGUUUACGUGGCUUCCGGGUGAACGAACAGUACCUCUGUGCUCCAUGCCAGAAUGAUCUCAGUGAACACGACUGGCUGUAUCUGGGAUUUAUGGCAAUACUUCCGUUGAUUAUUCACUGGUUUUGCAUUGAUUUGAAUGCCCAACAGCGGAAGUUCACCCGAGGUGAGCUGAUUCUUCACGCGAGCGCCUGCAUCGAAGUUCUGCUGUCUGCCUUCCUCACAAUCCUGUUUACCGAUCCGAUCGGUGCGUUGCGGAUUAAUUCCUGCGGCGUACGGAAGCUAUCCGAUUGGUACACCUUGUUUCACAAUCCGACGCCCAACUAUGAGACGACGCUGUACUGCACGCAGGAAGCGGUUUACCCCUUGCAGACUAUGAUUUUCCUUUUCUACCUGUUUUGUAUCACCUUCAUGAUGAUAAUUCGGCCGCUGCUCAACAUUAGAUUUCUUCCGUUCCGUGGAAAAAUGGCCGUCUAUUAUGCGUUAUACAUCUUUCCUAUUCUCUCGUUGCUGCAUGCAGUGGCGGGAGGUCUUAUUUAUUAUUCAUUUCCUUACCUAAGUAUUGUGAUUUCGGUUGUUUCAAACGCGUUACACUUCUCGAUUAAACUGGAUCAAACGAUGAAAUCUCUCCUGGAAACGUCCGUUACCCAGAUGCGCAAUGUGACCAUAAUUCUCGGUCAUUGGCUUCUGCUAGCGUACGGUAUUAUUUCAAUACCUUAUGAUAUUUCCUACUUUUCGCUAAUGCUCGUUCCGGUGCCAGCUCUGUUUUACAUAUUCACCGCAAAAUACACCCAUCCGGAUAAUUUUAAGUAAUGGUAAGCAAGUAAUAUACGAGAUAAUUUAUUGUAUGUGAUAAAUUGAUAGCAGCGAUACAGUUGUACAUAUCGGCAGUCA
Molecule: messenger RNA, 1330 nt
Organism: Wyeomyia smithii (pitcher-plant mosquito)
Lineage: Eukaryota; Metazoa; Arthropoda; Insecta; Diptera; Culicidae
Product: JNK1/MAPK8-associated membrane protein
Exons: 3
Coding region: 356-1249 (297 amino acids)
Biological process (GO): response to unfolded protein
Cellular component (GO): membrane
Molecular function (GO): ubiquitin protein ligase binding
Source: RefSeq, a predicted model, not a curated record